AUGACAAGAAAUCAGAUAAGUAUAAAAUUAAACAGCUUAUCUAUCUAUCUAUCUAUCUAUCUAUCUAUCUAUCUAUCUAUCUAUCUAUCUAAUUUGUGUCCCUUUACAUCAUCAAGUAUUCUCCACUUCCCGCUCUUCCAAGAAUACAGCACCUGGCAUUUCCGUUUUCCCCGCACUUUCAAGCUUUACAUCAUCAAGUAUUCUCCACUUCCCGCUCUUCCAAGAAUACAGCACCUGGCAUUUCCGUUUUCCCGCACUUUCAAGCUUACAUCAUCAAGUAUUCUCCACUUCCCGCUCUUCCAAGAAUACAGCACCUGGCAUUUCCGUUUUCCCGCACUUUCAAGCUUACAUCAUCAGAUAUUCUCCACUUCGCUCUUCCAAGAAUACAGCACCUGGCAUUUCCGUUUUCCCGCACUUUCAAGCCUUACAUCAUCAAGUAUUCUCACUUCCCGCUCUUCCAAGAAUACAGCACCUGGCAUUUCCGUUUUCCGCACUUUCAAGCUUACAUCAUCAAGUAUUCUCCACUUCCCGCUUUCCAAGAAUACAGCACCUGGCAUUUCCGUUUUCCCGCACUUUCAAGCUUACAUCAUCAAGUAUUAUCCACUUCCCGCUCUUCCAAGAAUACAGCACCUGGCAUUUCCGUUUUCCCGCACUUUCAAGCUUACAUCAUCAAGUACUUGUUUUUCUCUCUACUUCCCGCUCUUCCAAGAAUACAGCAUCCCUGGUUAUUUCCUUUUUCCGCACUUUCAAGCUUCCAUCAUCAAGUAUUCUCUGCUUCCCACUCUUCAAGAAUACAACCUGGCAUUCGUUUUCCCCCUUUCAAGCUUCCAUCAUCAAGUAUUCUCCACUUCCCGCUUUUCCAAGAAUACAGCACCUGGCAUUUCCGUUUUCCCCACUUUCAAGCUUACAUCAUCAAGUAUUCUCUACUUCCCGCUCUUCCAAGAAUACAGCACCUGGCAUUUCCAUUUUUUCCACUUUCAAGCUUCCAUCAUCAAGUAUUCUCUACUUCCGCUCUUCCAAGAAUACAGCACCUGGCCGUUUUCCGUUUUCCCGUACUUUCUAGCUUCCAUCAUCAAGUAUUCUCCAUUUCCCGCUCUUUCCAAGAAUACAGCACCUGGCAUUUCCGUUUUCCCGCACUUUCAAGCUUUCCAUCAUCAAGUAUUCUCCACUUCCCGCUUUUCCAAGAAUACAGCACCUGUUUUUCCGUUUCCCCGCACUUUCAAGCUUACAUCAUCAAGUAUUCUCCACUUCCCGCUCUUCCAAGAAUACAGCACCUGGCAUUUCCGUUUUCCCUCACUUUCAAGCUUCAUCAUCAAGUAUUCUCCACUUCCCGCUUUUCCAAGAAUACAGCACCUGGCAUUUCCCUUCCCACUCUUCAAGAAUACAGCACCUGGCAUUUCGUUUCCCCUUUCAAGCUUCCAUCAUCAAGUAAUUCUCCACUUCCAAGAAUACAGCACCUGGCAUUUCCGUUUUCCCGCACUUUCAAGCUUACAUCAUCAAGUAUUCUCCACUUCCCGCUUUUCCAAGAAUACAGCACCUGGCAUUUCCGUUUUCCCGCACUUUCAAGCUUCCAUCAUCAAGUAUUCUCCACUUCCCGCUUUUCCAAGAAUACAGCACCUGGCAUUUCGUUUCCCGCACUUUCAAGCUUCCAUCAUCAAGUAUUCUCUACUUCCCGCUCUUCCAAUAAUACAGCACCUGGCAUUUCCGUUUUCCCGCACUUUCAAGCUUACAUCAUCAAGUAUUCUCCACUUCCCGUUUUUCCAAGAAUACAGCACCUGGCAUUUUCCGUUUUCCCCGCAAUUAUACUUUCAAGCUUCCAUCAUCAAGUAUUCUCCACGUUUUUCCCUUCUUUUCCAAGAAUACAGCACCUGGCAUUUCCGUUUUCCCGCACUUUCAAGCUUCCAUCAUCAAGUAUUCUCCACUUCCCGCUUUUCCAAGAAUACAGCACCUGGCAUUUCCGUUUUCCCGCACUUUCAAGCUUCCAUCAUCAAGUAUUCUCCACUUCCCGCUUUUCCAAGAAUACAGCACCUGGCAUUUCCGUUUUCCCUUCUCAAGCUUCCAUCAUCAAGUAUUCUCCACUCCCCGCUCUUCAAGAAUACAGCACCUCAUUUUCCGUUUUCCCGCACUUUCAAGCUUCCAUCAUCAAGUAUUCUCCACUUCCCGCUUUUCCAAGAAUUUACAGCACCUGGCAUUUCCGUUUUCAAGUCCACUUUCAAGCUUCCAUCAUCAAGUAUUCUCCACUUCCCGCUUUUCCAAGAAUACAGCACCUGGCAUUUCCGUUUUCCCAUUUUCAAGCUUUCCAUCAUCAAGUAUUCUCCACUUCAUGCUUUUUCCAAGAAUACAGCACCUGGCAUUUCAAGUUUCCAUCAUCAAGUCAUUCUCCACUUUUUAAGAAAGCACCUGGCAUCUUUCCGUUUCCCGCACUUUAACUUCCAUCCAUUCUCCCCUUCUUUUUCAAGAAUUCUAGCUUCUGGCAUUUCCGUUUUCUCCUUUUUCAAGCUUCCAUCAUCAAUUUUCUCCUUCUUCCCGCUCCAAGAAUACAGCACCUGGCAUUUCGUUUUCCUGCACUUUCAAGCUUCCAUCAUCAAGUAUUCUCCACUUCCCGCUUUUCAAGAAUACAGCACCUGGCAUUUCCGUUUUCCCGCACUUUCAAGCUUCCAUCAUCAAGUAUUCUCCACUUCCCCUUUUCAAGAAUACAGCACCUGGCAUUUCCGUUUUCCCCACUUUCCUUUUUUCCAUCAUCAAUAUUCUCCACUUCCAAGAAUACAGCACCUGGCAUUUCCGUUUUCCCCGCACUUUCAAGCUUCCAUCAUCAAGUAUUCAUGGUUUCUCCUCUUCCAAGAAACAGCACCUGGCAUUUCCGUUUUCCCCACUUCCAUCAUCAAGUGA
Acanthosepion pharaonis is the source of this 2889-nucleotide messenger RNA. NCBI's taxonomy places the organism in Eukaryota, Metazoa, Mollusca, Cephalopoda, Sepiida, Sepiidae. The record is from the annotation of a GenBank genome assembly.